GGGGGCCCAAUGAGGGGGCGUCGACGCGGCCCGCCCGCCUGCCUGCCGCGGUCCCUCCCUUUCUCCCUCAGCGCUGAGGAGAGGAGCGUCGGGUGGUCCCGGCCCCGGCCCCGGCUCCGGCUCCACCCCCGCCCUCCGCACCCCCGACUCGGCCCCGGAGUCCGGGAGCCCCCGCCGCCAUCAUGCCGGCAGUGUCCAAGGGUGACGGCAUGCGGGGCCUGGCCGUGUUCAUCUCGGACAUCCGCAACUGUAAGAGCAAGGAGGCAGAGAUUAAGAGGAUCAACAAGGAACUGGCCAACAUCCGGUCCAAGUUCAAAGGGGACAAGGCCCUGGACGGGUACAGCAAGAAGAAGUACGUCUGCAAGCUGCUCUUCAUCUUCCUGCUGGGCCAUGACAUCGACUUCGGCCACAUGGAGGCCGUGAACCUGCUCAGUUCCAACAAGUACACGGAGAAGCAGAUUGGCUACCUGUUCAUCUCGGUGCUGGUGAACUCCACGUCGGAGCUGAUCCGCCUCAUCAACAAUGGGGUCAAGAACGACCUGACCAGCCGCAACCCCACAUUCAUGUGCCUGGCCCUGCACUGCAUCGCCAACGUGGGCAGCCGUGAGAUGGGCGAGGCCUUCGCCGCCGACAUCCCCCGCAUCCUGGUGGCAGGGGACAGCAUGGACAGCGUCAAACAGAGCGCCGCCCUGUGCCUACUGCGCCUGUACAAGGCCUCGCCCGACCUCGUGCCCAUGAGCGACUGGACAGCCCGCGUGGUGCACCUCCUCAACGACCAGCACAUGGGCGUGGUCACUGCCGCCGUCAGCCUCAUCACCUGCCUCUGCAAAAAGAAUCCAGAUGACUUCAAGACUUGUGUCUCACUGGCGGUUUCACGGCUGAGCCGGAUUGUCUCCUCGGCCUCCACGGACCUCCAGGACUACACCUACUAUUUCGUCCCUGCCCCGUGGCUGUCCGUGAAGCUGCUCCGUUUGCUGCAGUGCUACGCGCCACCAGAGGACGCCGCAGUGAAGGGGCGGCUGGUGGAGUGUCUGGAAACGGUCCUGAACAAGGCGCAGGAGCCCCCCAAGUCCAAGAAAGUUCAGCAUUCCAACGCUAAGAAUGCCGUCCUCUUCGAGACCAUCAGCCUCAUCAUCCACUAUGACAGUGAGCCCAACCUCCUGGUCCGGGCCUGCAACCAGCUGGGCCAGUUCCUCCAGCACCGCGAGACCAACCUGCGGUACCUGGCCCUGGAGAGCAUGUGCACGUUGGCCAGCUCCGAGUUCUCCCACGAGGCCGUCAAGACCCACAUCGAUACAGUCAUCAAUGCCCUUAAGACGGAGCGGGAUGUCAGCGGGGAGCGGGCCAACCUUGCCGGUGACCGAAAGAAGCAGAUUGGUUGGAAUGUUACGAGGAGAAGGUCGUCCGGGGAGGGACAGGCGGCCCCUCAGAGCCAGGCUAAGGCCCUCUUCCCCUCCCCCCCAGGCCGUAUGUAUCUCUUCUAUGGAAACAAGACCUCAGUGCAGUUCCAGAGCUUCUGUCCCACUGUCACUCAUCCUGGGGACCUCCAGACUCAGCUGGUGGUGCAGACCAAGCGGGUGCCAGGCCAGGUGGAUGGGGGUGCCCAAGUGCAGCAGGUCCUCAACAUCGAGUGCCUCAGGGACUUCAUCACUGCCCCCCUGCUCACCGUGCGCUUCAGGUAUGGGGGGGCUGCUCAGGCCCUCACGCUCAAGCUCCCGGUGACCAUCAACAAGUUCUUCCAGCCCACCGAGAUGGCUGCCCAGGACUUCUUUCAGCGUUGGAAGCAGCUGAGCCUCCCCCAACAGGAGGCCCAGAAAAUCUUCCAGGCCAAUCACCCCAUGGAUUCCGAGGUGACCAAGGCCAAGCUCCUCGGCUUUGGCUCGGCCCUGCUGGACAACGUGGACCCAAACCCGGAGAACUACGUGGGUGCCGGGAUCGUGCAGACCAAGGCCCUGCAGGUGGGCUGCCUGCUCCGGCUGGAGCCCAACGCCCAGGCCCAGAUGUACCGCCUGACACUCCGGACCAGCAAGGAGAGUGUGUCUCGGCACCUGUGUGAGCUGCUGGCCGAGCAGUUCUAAUCUCAGACCCCGUGUACCCGGUCCUGGAGGAUGAGGGGGGGCCGUGUGCUGAGGGGCUUGGCUCCCGGGGUCAGAGCCAGGGGCUCCAGAACUCCGGGCCGGGGGUGCCCUGGCCCGGGCCGUCCCCUUUGCCCUUUUGUAUCUAUUUUUUGAGCUGCUGCUGUUUACAGUGUCGGGGGCCCCCCUCCCUGAAGCACAGAGGGGAAGGGGCUAGGGCCGUCCCCUCCCCUGCCCUGCCCCCAGCCCACCGUGUAUUAAUGUGAGCGAAUAAAAGAUGAGACGCUGGUGCA
Sarcophilus harrisii (Tasmanian devil) is the source of this 2368-nucleotide messenger RNA. RefSeq names its product adaptor related protein complex 2 subunit alpha 1 (gene AP2A1). Bases 183 to 2078 code for a protein of 631 amino acids. Gene Ontology annotation, molecular function: clathrin-cargo adaptor activity. The transcript is spliced from 16 exons. Gene Ontology annotation, biological process: clathrin-dependent endocytosis; intracellular protein transport. The record is from RefSeq and is a predicted model, not a curated record. Gene Ontology annotation, cellular component: AP-2 adaptor complex; membrane coat. NCBI's taxonomy places the organism in Eukaryota, Metazoa, Chordata, Mammalia, Dasyuromorphia, Dasyuridae.